AUGGCAUCCUCGGCCUCGAAACGCCUCUUCAAAGAAUACAAGGGCCUAUCGUCGGAUCCGCCGGAGGGCAUCACCGCGGGUCCAGUCUCAGAGGAUGAUAUGUUCCUAUGGGAAGCCCUGAUCCAAGGUCCCGAGGGCACACCGUUCGAAGGCGGCGUUUUUCCGGCGGAGCUCAAGUUUCCAAAGGAUUAUCCGCUUGCGCCACCGAAGAUGAAGUUCUUGGUGGAGAUGUGGCAUCCGAAUGUGUAUCCCAACGGAGAAGUAUGUAUCUCGAUUCUGCAUCCUCCUGGCGACGACCCACACCACUACGAGCAAGCCUCCGAGCGCUGGUCGCCCAUCCAGAGCGUUGAGAAGAUCCUCAUUAGUGUAAUGAGCAUGUUAGCCGAGCCGAACGACGAGUCUCCUGCGAACGUAGAUGCGGCGCGAAUGUGGAGGGAAAAGCGCGCUGAAUACGAAAAGAUCGUGAGGGACAAUGUGAGAAAGAGUCUGGGGCUCUAG
Didymosphaeria variabile is the source of this 498-nucleotide messenger RNA. RefSeq names its product ubiquitin conjugating enzyme Ubc7/UbcP3 (gene ubc7). NCBI's taxonomy places the organism in Eukaryota, Fungi, Ascomycota, Dothideomycetes, Pleosporales, Didymosphaeriaceae. The transcript is spliced from 2 exons. Gene Ontology annotation, cellular component: endoplasmic reticulum; cytosol. The record is from RefSeq and is a predicted model, not a curated record. Bases 1 to 498 code for a protein of 165 amino acids.